AUGCGCUCAGUGAUGGAUUUAAGGGUUGGUAAUAAAUAUAGAAUUGGGAGAAAGAUUGGUGCAGGCUCAUUUGGUGACAUCUAUCUUGGCACAAAUAUAAUUACUGGAGAAGAAGUUGCCAUCAAGUUAGAAUCUGUUAAAGCCAAACACCCACAGCUGGAGUAUGAAGCCAAGGUUUAUAAAGCUUUAGCAGGAGGAGUUGGAAUACCUUUUGUUCGAUGGUUUGGCUCUGAAUGCGACUAUUAUGCUAUGGUCAUUGACCUCUUGGGACCUUCACUUGAAGAUCUUUUUAAUUUUUGUAAUCGAAAAUUUUCUUUGAAAACUGUCUUGCUAUUAGCUGAUCAAAUGCUAUCACGUAUUGAAUAUGUUCACUCAAAGAACUUUAUCCAUCGUGACAUCAAGCCUGACAAUUUCUUGAUGGGUGUUGGCAAGCGAGGAAACCAAGUGAACAUGAUCGAUUUUGGACUGGCAAAGAAAUACCGUGACCCAAGGACCCACCUGCAUAUCCCAUAUAGAGAAAAUAAAAAUCUAACUGGUACGGCUCGUUAUGCAAGCAUUAAUACUCAUUUAGGUGUUGAACAAUCAAGACGUGAUGACUUGGAGUCAUUGGGAUAUGUACUCAUGUACUUUUGCAGAGGCUCAUUACCUUGGCAAGGUUUAAAAGCAACUACCAAGAAACAAAAGUAUGAUCGUAUUAUGGAAAAGAAGAUGACCACACCUACAGAACUUUUGUGUCGCAGUUUCCCAAGCGAAUUUGCCAUCUACCUCAACUACACUCGUUCAUUAAGAUUUGAUGACAAGCCUGAUUAUGCUUACCUUCGUAAGCUAUUUAGAGAUCUAUUCGUUAGAGAAGGUUAUGUUUAUGAUUAUGUUUUUGACUGGACAACUAUCAGAGCUGUAAGUUUACUAUCAUACACGCAAUGCAUCAGAAUAUAA
This is a messenger RNA of Rhizopus microsporus ATCC 52813, 936 nucleotides long. Its product is annotated as kinase-like protein. The record is from RefSeq and is a predicted model, not a curated record. The transcript has 5 exons. Gene Ontology annotation, biological process: signal transduction; peptidyl-serine phosphorylation; endocytosis. Gene Ontology annotation, cellular component: nucleus; cytoplasm. Lineage: Eukaryota; Fungi; Mucoromycota; Mucoromycetes; Mucorales; Rhizopodaceae. Gene Ontology annotation, molecular function: protein serine/threonine kinase activity; ATP binding. Bases 1 to 936 code for a protein of 311 amino acids.